Molecule: messenger RNA, 861 nt
Organism: Maudiozyma barnettii
Lineage: Eukaryota; Fungi; Ascomycota; Saccharomycetes; Saccharomycetales; Saccharomycetaceae
Gene: RFA2
Product: Rfa2p
Exons: 2
Coding region: 1-861 (286 amino acids)
Biological process (GO): nucleotide-excision repair; DNA replication; double-strand break repair via homologous recombination
Cellular component (GO): chromosome, telomeric region; site of double-strand break; nucleus
Molecular function (GO): DNA binding
Source: RefSeq, a predicted model, not a curated record
AUGGCUACAUAUCAACCAUAUUCAGAAUAUUCUUCCGUUACAGGAGGUGGCUUUGAAAGUACAGAAUCAAGACCUACCACUACUGAUUCUGGUCCCGGGAACCGUUCUACUACACUGACACCAGUGACCAUAAAACAGAUUUUAAACUCUACUCAAGAGAUUCAAGAUGGCCCAUUUGUGUCUCAUGGCCAAGAGUUACACCACGUCGUUUUUGUAGGUGUCAUAAGAAAUAUCACCGAUCAUACAUCUAAUAUUUUUGUCACUAUCGAAGAUGGCACUGGACAGAUCGAAGUAAGAAAAUGGAGUGAUGAUGCUAACGAUAUGACUACUAGUCAAGAAGAUAGUGCCCAAACCGAGAGCUCACAGAUUGCUCAACAAUAUCAGAUUGGUACCUACGUCAAAGUUUACGGUGCUUUGAAAGAAUUUGGUGGUAAGAAGAACAUUCAAUAUGCGGUCAUUAAGAAUAUGGAAUCCUUUAACGACGUAUUAUCUCAUCAUUUGGAUGCAAUUAAAUGGCACUCUGUGGCUACAGGUAAGUUUCCAGAUCCAUCUACCACAGGUGAUUCUCAAAGUGUUGGUGGAAAUGGCUCUGCAACUAACGGUCAAUCAUUAUUUGUUACAGAAAAUUCUGGAUCUAAUAAUAAUGGCGGAAACAAUGGCGGUGAUGUGAGAGAAAACGUUCUUAGAUUUAUCAAGGAACAAUGUACAGGUAAAGAUGCGAACCAAUUUGCUGUGCCUAUUCAAUUAGUUGCUCAAACUUUAAAUAUAGAUGAAGGUAUUGCUAGGCAAUGUUGUACUACGUUGACUGAUCAAGGUUCGAUUUAUCCAACAUUUGACGAUAACCACUAUUUUGCUCUAUAA